This is a messenger RNA of Helianthus annuus (common sunflower), 1017 nucleotides long. RefSeq lists its product as uncharacterized. The coding region runs from base 1 to 1017 and encodes 338 amino acids. NCBI's taxonomy places the organism in Eukaryota, Viridiplantae, Streptophyta, Magnoliopsida, Asterales, Asteraceae. The record is from RefSeq and is a predicted model, not a curated record. The transcript has 2 exons.
AUGCAGGUUGCUACUGUUGAUUCAGUGGGUAGAUCCAGUGGGUUAGUGUCUAUCUGGAAUCCUGAUGUGUUUACUUUAGAGAUCGUGGUUAAGAAUCAUAGAUUUCUGUUGACAGCUGGGAGGAUUAUUGGAUUGAGUGAUAGGAUUUACAUUUUGAACCUCCACGCGCCGAAUGACCCGGGCAGUAGACGUUUGCUUUGGGAGGAGAUUGCUGCUUUGUUAUCACAUUACGAAGGAGUGUGGGUGCUGUUUGGAGACUUUAAUGAGGUGCGGGCUGAGGAAGAAAGGGUUAAUUCGCGGUUUGAUAGGGGAGUGACCAAUGCGUUUAAUGGUUUCAUAACCAGAUUGGGUCUCCUUGAGUAUCAUAUGUGUGGAGAAAAAUUGGCUAAAAUUGUCGAGCUUAAUCUUGCGGUUGCAAAUGAUGGGAUUUCGAGUGAUGUCUCGAGUGAUGUCUUUCUGGCGAACUCUCUAUGGAAUAUUAAAAAGGAAAUAAAAAAAUGGAGGCAGGAAGUAGCAGCGGCUGAAAAUAAAGAGGUUAAGGAGAUGAUUGAUUUAAUCGGCAGAAUAGAGAAAAAAGCGGAAGUGUCAUCGAUAUCUCAGUCGGAAAAAAGCACAAGGGUUGAACUUAGACUGAAGUUAAAGAAACUAGAACAUCUUAAAGGGAGGAACUUACAACAAAAAGCUCGCGUCAACUGGAUUCGGUUUGGGGAUGAGAAUUCCUCUUUCUUCCAUCGGGUGAUUAAUGUUAACAUUGCUAAUAACAUAAUCAAUGGGCUUCGUUUUCGAAACUUGUGGAUUUCUGAUCCAGUUGAGUUAAAAUCUGAAGUUAGAAGUUGGUUCAAAAAGCAAUUCUUGGAGCCUAUCCGUAGGCGUCCGAAAUUCACCGAUACCGGGUUGCCCAAAUUUCUGAGUAUAAUGGAGAUCUUCUGUGUGCCCCUUUCACGGUGGUUGAGGUUAAAGAGGCUAUCAAAGGAUAUGGUGGAAGUAAAGCCCCGGGCCCUGACGGGUUUUCUAUGA